AUGGAGUAUGGACGCUUCAGCCUGAGGCCUGGAGGGACGAAGCAGACUAUCGACUUACUAGCGGGAACCAUGGGCGUACCGGGAGCGGGAGUGACUGGGGAACCGGCAGCGGGCAUCAUGGCUGGCCCAUUGCGGACCAAGAAAGAACCCCGCACCACAGCCACCUUAGAUGAAGAGCAGUGA
Puccinia triticina is the source of this 183-nucleotide messenger RNA. RefSeq lists its product as uncharacterized. NCBI's taxonomy places the organism in Eukaryota, Fungi, Basidiomycota, Pucciniomycetes, Pucciniales, Pucciniaceae. The transcript is spliced from 2 exons. The coding region runs from base 1 to 183 and encodes 60 amino acids. The record is from RefSeq and is a predicted model, not a curated record.